Messenger RNA from Daldinia childiae, 1176 nucleotides. RefSeq lists its product as uncharacterized. The transcript has a single exon. Bases 1 to 1176 code for a protein of 391 amino acids. The record is from RefSeq and is a predicted model, not a curated record. NCBI's taxonomy places the organism in Eukaryota, Fungi, Ascomycota, Sordariomycetes, Xylariales, Hypoxylaceae.
AUGAGCGCUUUCAAGGAAAUCGACGCGUCACGGCUGUACUGUCCGCAGCACAAGCUCCUGACUUGCAAGGUAUGUUUACAUAGUGUCAACGUGACCAACUACGGUAGAAUCCCAAAGGAUACAACUGAACUUUCCUGCCCUGAAUCGGCUCACAACGUCGAACCGCGAUUCGAACUAAUUAGUAAAGGUGUUGUUGACUUGGGAUACCUAGACGGCUUACGUCCUGAGGAACGCAACAAGUUAGCCUACCUUAAGAUACCAAAAAUGGUUAAUGAAGGCCGCCCAUACUACGACUGUGAAGCAUGUGGCCUUACCUGGGCCGCAGGGGGCGGGCCUGGGUCUUUCGGUGUUCAUCCCUCUCAUGUUUGCCCGGAUAGAGAGCGUUAUCUGAUAGCCGUCGUACGUCCAACAAAUUUCGUACGUGGUUUAGAGCAGAUUGAAUGCCAUGCAUACUUCAACUUCGGACAUGACUCCCCGAUGAAUAUCAAUUACAAGUGUAUGGCAAAAUCCGACCUUGGAACUGCAGAUUGGAAUCUUGAUAAUGCUCAUCUAGCUGCUCUAACCCGGAUGCUACACCACGUGUCAGCGAAGGUAUUGCCCUACAGAAAAAAGCUUGUUCAUGAGCAUAUUUACACGAACAGCGCAUACUUCGCUGGCCAAGCCCAGCGAUUUCAGUUGCUGCUGGUUACCUCUCUCAACCAAAAUCUGCUCCAUUUUUUGGGUAAGGUCCACGACUUGAAAUACAGCGCUAAGAGAAAGGCUUACGUUGAGAAGAAUAGACUUGGUAUAGUGGUAAAAAAGUAUCCUGCUACGGCAGAACGCCGAUAUCAGAUAUCAAGUUUCAUCCAGAUGAUCAAGCACCUGGCUGCAGAUGGUAUACAAGUUCAUUGGAUACCCGGAAAGGUGGAUGCAUCUGCAGAUGCGAGGGAAGCCUUCAUGGAUGAGCCAUCUGUACUCACACCACCAGCGCCACCGAAGGAGCCCAACCCUCCAUUUGCUUCGGAAGCAGUGGAUUCGGGUGACGAAAUGACAGAGGAUGAAUUAGUAGAUGCUGAUUCUCUCGAUGGUAUUCCCGACCAUGAAGAUUACCAGGACAUUGAAUACACGCUGGAUCCCGAGGAAGAUGAUGACAUCCAGAAGGCCAUCUGGGAAAGUUUAUCUGACUCGGCCAAGUAG